UGGUGCCGUGCAUCUCACAAUUAGCUCACAAUAAUCAUGACUAUGGGGAGGAUCAUAUUCUAUGAGGACAGGAACUUCCAGGGUCGCUCCUAUGAGACCAGCAGCGACUGCCCGGAACUGACCUCCUACCUGAGCAGGUGUAACUCUUGCAGGGUGGAGAGCGGCCUCUUCAUGGUCUACGAGAAACCCAAUUUCAUGGGCCACCAGAUGCUGGUGAGGAGGGGCGAGUACCCUGACAACCAGCGGCUGAUGGGAAUGAGUACGAGCGACUGCAUCCAAUCCUGUCGCAUGAUCCCUAUGCACCAAGGACCCUUCCGAAUGAGGAUCUACGAGAGGGAGAAUUUCGCAGGCCAGAUGCACGAGCUGGUGGACGACUGCGAGAACACGAUGGACCGCUUCCGCAUGCCCGAGUGCCAGUCCUGCAACGUCAUGGAGGGCCACUGGCUGAUGUUCGAGCAGCCCACCUACAGGGGCAGGAUGCUGUACCUGAGGCCAGGAGAGUACAGGAACCUGAGGGAGAUGGGGAUGACGAGGUUCAGCUCCAUGAGGCGAAUUAUGGACACCUGUUAGCUCUGAAGUCCUAAAUGUGACUGGUGAUAAAAAAUAAAGCAAGUUGAAAUCCA
This is a messenger RNA of Girardinichthys multiradiatus, 623 nucleotides long. Its product is annotated as gamma-crystallin M3-like. Gene Ontology annotation, molecular function: structural constituent of eye lens. Bases 37 to 570 code for a protein of 177 amino acids. Gene Ontology annotation, biological process: lens development in camera-type eye; visual perception. The transcript has 3 exons. Lineage: Eukaryota; Metazoa; Chordata; Actinopteri; Cyprinodontiformes; Goodeidae. The record is from RefSeq and is a predicted model, not a curated record.